Messenger RNA from Geosmithia morbida, 306 nucleotides. Its product is annotated as PHD finger-like domain-containing protein 5A. Gene Ontology annotation, cellular component: U2 snRNP; precatalytic spliceosome; catalytic step 2 spliceosome. Bases 1 to 306 code for a protein of 101 amino acids. NCBI's taxonomy places the organism in Eukaryota, Fungi, Ascomycota, Sordariomycetes, Hypocreales, Bionectriaceae. Gene Ontology annotation, biological process: mRNA splicing, via spliceosome. The transcript has 2 exons. The record is from RefSeq and is a predicted model, not a curated record.
AUGUGCCGCAAGCAGCCCGGCAUCGCCAUCGGUCGCCUCUGCGACAAGUGCGACGGAAAGUGCCCGGUGUGCGACUCUUACGUCCGUCCCACGACCCUCGUCCGCAUCUGCGACGAGUGCAGCUUCGGAAACUACCAGAACAAGUGUGUCGUCUGCGGAGGCGAGGGCAUCUCCGACGCCUUUUACUGCUUCGAGUGCACGAGACUGGAGAAGGACCGUGAUGGAUGUCCCAAGAUUAUCAAUCUGGGUAGUUCAAGAACAGACUUAUUCUACCAGAAAAAGACGAAUCGGACGCCAAAUUAUUAG